CGGCGCCUUCCACCGCUACCGCCACCAUGGAAUCCAACAGGGACGAAGCGGAGCGUUGUAUUGUUAUCGGGGUAGCCGCCAUCAAGGCCAACCAGAUCGAGAAGGCCCGCCGUUUCUUGGAGAAGGCCCAGCGGCUGUACCCAUCUCAGCGGGUCGGCGCGCUGUUGGACUCACUCACCAAGAACAAACAAACAGCCGAUGACCAUUCGCAACCCAAGGAAUCUUCCAAUCUCGGCAGUCAGAAAAGGACCGAGGAUUUUGCUUCAGCCAAUGGAGAAGCCGGGGGUGAUACCAGCAAAGGUUACACUCAGGAUCAAGUGGGUGCUGUGAAGAGGGUGAAACAAUGUAAAGACUAUUAUGAAAUCCUGGGCGUCGGCAGGGAUGCCUCUGACGAGGAUCUGAAAAAGGCCUACCGGAAAUUAGCUCUAAAAUUUCAUCCUGAUAAAAAUCAUGCACCGGGUGCCACGGAAGCAUUUAAAGCCAUUGGGAAUGCCUACGCGGUCUUGAGCAAUCCAGAGAAAAGGAAGCAGUACGAUCAGUUUGGAGAUGCCAAAGUCAGCUCUACGCGACACGGUCAUGCAGACUUCAACCGAGGCUUUGAGGCAGAUAUUUCUCCAGAGGAUCUCUUCAAUAUGUUCUUUGGUGGUGGUUUUCCCUCUAGUAAGGUGGCCUUGGGCUAUUUGUCCAGCUGAUGCCUAUCCUCAUUCUCAUCAUUGUGUCUGCCCUCAGCCAGAUGAUGGUCUCCAGUCCACCUUACAGUUUGAGUCACAGACCGUCGGUGGGACACGUAUUUAAACGAACGACUGAGCAUUUGAAAGUGUCUUACUAUGUAGGUGACAGCUUUGCAGAAGAAUACACAGGCACGAAUCUUAAAAAUGUAGAGAGGAGCGUGGAAGAUGAUUAUAUUGCAAACCUCAGAAAUAACUGUUGGAAAGAAAAACAGCAGAAGGAAGGCUUACUUUACCGGGCCCGUUAUUUUGGUGAUUCAGAUCUGUAUCAGAGAGCACAGAAGAUGGGCACACCAAGCUGUACCAGGCUGUCUGAAGUUCAAGCAUCAAUGCAUGGAUAGCUGUGGCAGAAACAGUCCAUAGGGACCUAAAUCAUCAGAAAAUCAGGAGCAGUGGAGAAAGUUCUGGAAUUGCACUAGUCACUUCAGAGAGCAAGGGAGGAACUGGAAGAGCUAGAAAUUAAAAACAAAAUUAAUUUUGAGAGACACUACUUAGAAUUGAACUCACCAUUGUAAAUAUGUUGUACUUCUAAACUAUGCAGGGAUAGAAUUAAAUUAUUUCUUUUCUUUUCUUUUCUUUUUCUUUCUUUUUUUUAUUUUGCUGAAACUUCAUAAUUUACUAUCUCUGAAUUCUAGCUUCUUUUUCCCCUGCCUGGGCCUUCCUUCCCUUUUCUGGCCCAAUGUCCUGUUUUCUAUCAACGGCAAUCUUAUCUGACAAUACAAAUGUUUUAUAUUUUAUAAUGGCUUGGACUUCCUGGGGGAAAACGAAAGUAAAACUCACAAACUCUGAAACUUGUUUCCUUUUUUUAAAAUGUGAAAUACUGAGCCCAAUAGAUUAUAUUUUCUACGGACACGUUUCGGCCCCGUUUUGGAUUUGCAACGUAUGGCGGCUUUUGCUCAACGACUCGUUCUUCCUAAUAAAUGGAAAACAAAUUGUCCUCAUAACAAUCUUCAGUUCACCAGGAUGGCUUUUGCUGUGUGGACUUUUUUUUAAAAAAUAAUUCUGUUAGGUUUUGCAGACUUUUUAUUUCUUUUUAUUUCUUUUGCCUUGCAAUCAGGGUUCAUUUUGCUACCCAGAGAUGUGCUAUUGUUUUGUUUUUUUCCCAAGAGAUAUCCCCUUCUCCCUUUUCCAUUGCUCCCCAAUCUGAUUUCCUCUUGCUCUAUAAAAUAGUUUUUAUUUAACAAAUUUGUUGCCGGUAAUUUCAUUCCAGGAACCUGCUGUGCGCUGGCGUGGGUUACCAAGCAGUGAUGUAGCUACGUACUUUUCCAUUAUGGUGAGACUUGGAUGGCCCUUCUCUAUAGAGCAGGGGCAUCCAUGCUUGGCAACUUUAAGAUUUGUGGACUUCAACACCCAGAAUUCCCCAGGCUGGUUAAGGAAUUCUGGGAGUUGAAGUCCACAAGUCUUAAAAGUUGCCAAAUGUGGAGACCCUGCCUUCUCUAGAAUAAGGAAAGGCUGUGCAGCAACAAUGCUUGUAGACUGGGUGAGGAUCUUCCUCAGGAGAAUGGGACUCCGAUGUCCUCUUCCUCAGGAGAGCAGCCAUCCUUGUUUCAAUGAGUUUUUGCUACUUUCCAUUAUUUAAGCAACUGAAAAAAGACAAAGAAUAAUUCUUUAUUACUUGACUGGGCUGUGAAGUCCAACUUUUGUUUGGAAAAAAAAAAAAGCUACUUAAUGCCAGACUUUUUUUUUUAUCUUUGAAGUCCAUACAAUGCUGUCAGAAGAGCCUUAAAAGAAGUUACUUCAAAGAGCUGAGCUAUUCGCCAGAGUUAACAGCUAAUGCUCCAAGUUCCAAUAAGCCUCAUCAUCUUGAAUUAGCAGUAAUCUGAAGAUGCUUCCACCCCUGCAAGAGGUUUUGUGUUUUCAUUAGUCCAAAAAAAAAAAAAAAAGGAUUCAUUUUGCAGGCAUGGAUCAACUCCUACCAUCAAAGCAAGUCAGCCCUCAGGAUCAGGGUAAUACGUUAAGAAAAUGGCUUAGUUAUGCCAAGGAAAUAGCAUCGCCCUUCAUUACUUCACACUGGAACCUUCUUUACGUUGCUGUUAGUUUUGUCCAGAAGCCUUUAUAUUAUUUUGUUGGCGAACAUCCCUCUGUUCAGAAUUGUUGGAGUACCAAAUAAGAGCUGAUGGAUUAGGGGCGGUCUAAUAAUUGUGUUAUUUCUUUGGCAUCGACAAAUGGAUCUUGAUUUGAACUGAGUUGCUGGGUUCCGUUUUUCCUGUCAUAAGCGGCCAUCUUGAUGGACAGAUCUACUCCAUUUGUCUGCGGUCCCAAGGAGAAGCCUCCACCCUCCGCUGUCCCUGGAGAACGGAUCGUGGCUUAAAACUUCAGCCCUCCUGAUUAACAUUCAGUGAUCCCUCCGGUCAUUUUGAAGGAUCACUUGUCCAGCUGCGCGGCGCAAAAUUACCAGCUUGUGAGAUGGCAGGAGCCCCAGGCCAUAACAAAUCAGAUCUUUUUUUUGAUUUUCUUAAGUAGAUAGCUGGGGAUGAAUGAGCAACGUGCAAUAACAAGCAUAGGUCUUGAAAGAUAUUGAAGAAGGCUGUAUUUCUUAAUUAUAUAAUUGUACAUCUAUAAAUAAAGAUUUAUAACAGGAAA
Molecule: messenger RNA, 3311 nt
Organism: Thamnophis sirtalis
Lineage: Eukaryota; Metazoa; Chordata; Lepidosauria; Squamata; Natricidae
Source: RefSeq, a predicted model, not a curated record